Messenger RNA from Cutaneotrichosporon cavernicola, 1953 nucleotides. RefSeq lists its product as uncharacterized. Gene Ontology annotation, biological process: protein import into peroxisome matrix, docking. The record is from RefSeq and is a predicted model, not a curated record. The coding region runs from base 1 to 1953 and encodes 650 amino acids. Lineage: Eukaryota; Fungi; Basidiomycota; Tremellomycetes; Trichosporonales; Trichosporonaceae. Gene Ontology annotation, cellular component: peroxisomal membrane; cytosol. Gene Ontology annotation, molecular function: protein binding. The transcript has 3 exons.
AUGCAGGGGCUCAUGAACGGCGCAGACUGCAGCGCGGGUGCCAACCCCCUCAACCAGGUCCUCAAGCGUGAGGGUGUCGACAACUCGCUUUUCCGCGACCGGAUGGGUUCGCCCGCCGCGGGCUCGUCGUCGCAGGCAGCUUUCCGGCCGCUGCAAGGCCCGUCACAGGCAGGUCCAGCGCAGGCAGCGCAGGUACCGCACCCCUUCAACCUCUCGCACCUGUCGCAGGCGCUCAGCCAGCCCGGCCCCGUCCACGUCCCCGUGCAACAGGGCCCUGUGCACCGCGCGACCCCCGACCUGUCGGCCGACUGGGAGCGUUUCCAGUCCCGCCCAGCCCAGGGGCAGUGGCACCAGCCCGCAGCGGCCAACAACGCAUGGGCAGAGUCCUUUCACCAGGGCAAAGGCAAGGGGCGUGCGGCCCCGCCACCGGCGCAGGACUAUGCGCAGCAACACACCCCCAUGAUGGGCAUGGGCGGUAUGGGCAUGAUGAUGCCCGGUAACCCGUUUGGCGGGGGCUUGCAGACGUACCAGCCACAGCUGCAGCCGAUGUACUCGCAGCCGCAGCAGAUGGCACCGGACCACGCCAAGAUGGAGGCUGCGUUUGAGCAGGCGCUCGCGGAUGCGCGGGCGCAGAGCGCACCCGCACAGGAGAAGGAGGAGGUCAAGGAGGAGGAGGUUGUCGAGGAGCCCAAGGAGGCGCCACAGGCUGAGGAGCAGACCGACUUCAAGGGCGACCUUGAUGCUGUUUGGGAGAGCCUCAAGCCCGAGGCUGAGCGCCUCAACCAGCUCGCUGAGUGGGAGAAGGAGUUUUCGCAGUUUGUCGAGGACGAGGACGACACGUUUGACAUUCUCGAGCGCGACCUGAACCGCGAUGACAUUGGGCAAACGGGCCUCGACGAUCAGAUGGAGUUUGGCUCGGGUGCCGGCCUCGAGGGCGACUUUACGGCUGAAAACGGCCUCCCGCCGCAGGUCCAGUACCACUUUGCUAACCCGAACAAGUUUGACGUCAUGAGCCCCGUUCAGGCGUGGAACGAGGCGAGCCGCCUCCUCUCAGCCGGCGGUUCGCUCUCAGACUCUGCGUUGAUGAUUGAGACGUUCCUUCGUCGCGCAACACCUGCCGAGGUCGAGCAGUCUGGCGUAACUCGAGCGGCAGCAUGGGCCAUUCUGGGCCGCACGCAAGCCGAGAACGAGAUGGAGGACAAGGCCCUCGCCGCCUUCGAGGAGGGACGUAAGGCGAUCGCCGACGACCCCGCAGCCCGCCAAGUGGCAGGUGAACUCCUCACCAACCUGGCCAUCAGCUACGUCAACGAGUCUCUCGACCUGGCGGCUCUCACGACCCUCCAUCAACUCCUGGAGACGCUGCACCCCACGCAUGCGGGCCAAGCGCCCAGCCGGUCCGAGUUUAUUGCCAGCGACAACCCGUGGGCUCUGCAUCAGCGCAUGACGAACCAGUACCUAGACCUGGCUCGGGCGCAAUACGCCUCAGCGGGGCAUGUCGAUCCCGAUGUGCAAGUUGGCCUCGGCACGCUGUACUACAUGCAGGGCGAGUUUGGUGAGGCGCGCUCGUGCUGGGUUGCGGCGCUCGGUGAGAAGCCCGACGACUACCUCCUCUGGAAUCGGCUUGGAGCGACGCUCGCCAACGGCGGAGAUCCCGAGGAAGCGGUGGAUGCAUACCGCCGCGCCCUGGAGAUCAAGCCUACGUUCACACGUGCCAUUGCGAACCUCGGCGUAGCAUGCCUCAAUAUCGGCGUACACCGCGAGGCGGCGGAACACUUCCUCGCCGCCCUGGCGCUUCAGCCGAACGACGGGGGAGGCGGUACGGCUCCCGAGGCGUACUCGCUCUGGGCGACACUGCGGAGAUCCCUCAUCGCUCUCGACCAGCCCCAGCUCGCCGAGCAGGCGCGGCCCGGAACCGACCUGAGCGUGUUCCGUAACGCCGGGUUCGACUUUUGA